Fulvia fulva is the source of this 903-nucleotide messenger RNA. RefSeq lists its product as uncharacterized. Gene Ontology annotation, molecular function: RNA binding. Gene Ontology annotation, biological process: tRNA modification. The coding region runs from base 1 to 903 and encodes 300 amino acids. NCBI's taxonomy places the organism in Eukaryota, Fungi, Ascomycota, Dothideomycetes, Mycosphaerellales, Mycosphaerellaceae. The transcript is spliced from 4 exons. The record is from RefSeq and is a predicted model, not a curated record.
AUGGAGAAUCAAUCCAAGAGAAAAGCAGACCAGGCGCUAGGCGGGGAUGGCAAGCGAUCAAAGACUAAGAAGGAGUGGCGCGUUCCAAGGAAGAUUGACCACGGUGCAGUAUCAGCUAAAGCCAUCCAGCCCGGCGACGCUGGAUUCUGGGUGACGUGCCAGAAGAACAAGGAAGGCAAAUGUGUCCACGAGAUGCGAGACUGGUUGACCGACCUAGCGGAACAUCUCUAUCCUGAAGCCUUGGAAGCGAAAGCACCUGAUGCGGCGAAUGAGGACGCAGGCGAGGAGGAAGUCGACAUCGAGAAAGCCAUAGCAGCUGAAGUCAAGGACAUUCGAAAGCCUGCAGCUGCUCAGCUUUUCACUCCUGUCAGACUUGAUAUGCAGUGUGGUGAGUACUGGCAGAGCUCAGUCCCGGAUGUGAUGCUGAUGCCCAGUGUAGUCGUGUUCUUUAAGACGAUCGCGCCAGUCGAGCCAGUGUCGCUGGUAAAGACGAUAUGCGAGGAAGCCAUGGCGGACAAUCAGUGCAAGCGAACAAGAUUCACCAAAAGACUAUCACCGAUGACUUUAAUGGGCCGAGCAUCGGCGGAAGGCUUAGAGAAAGUGGCUACAGAAGUGCUUGCACCGCACUUUCACCAGGAGCCGUUCCAGAGGCGGAAGUUUGCAAUUCGGCCCACGCUCCGAAACCACAACAUCCUAUCUCGCGACGCAGUCAUCAAGCAAGUGGCGUCCAUCGUCGGACCAGGCCACGUGGUCGACCUGCAGCACUACGAGCUAUUGAUCGUGGUUGAAGUCUAUCAGAACGUCUGCGGCGUCAGUGUGAUCGAUAACAGCUUCGAGAGGUUGAAGCGCUAUAACAUAUCGGAAAUCUUCGAGCCAACGCCGAAAGAUGCAGAGGUGAAAUGA